UCCAUUUCGUCGAACAGUUGGCGCACGCUUUUAUCGUCUCUUACUGAUCCCAUGCUUUUGGUGUUGGCCUGGAUGUGGAUGGUCUUCCGCUCCCGUCGUCGCUGCGCGUUUGGCGAGGCAUCAGCAUCUCGUUCCCUUUCCCCACAAAAGAAAUAUCACCUCGGUCGGUACUUUUCCCGAACACGUGACCGGCAAUAGCGGUCCGCGAGAGGGCAGAGCUACCAGGGCGGAGGAGGGUCUCCUCGCUGCAGCUUGCAUCGCGUCUCUCCGUCCACCGCGCUGGGUUUGACCGUCCGUUGCAGCAUUUACAUUUGCAGCGCUCGAGGACGCGAACGCCCCGCGCCGAGUCAUGUAGCCCCCACACUGCCCUUGUUAAACUAGUCUUCCUUUUGCCCUGCCCUCCACUGCACACGUGUCCACCUCCCACUCACCUCCAUCUCUGUCGAUACAUAUAGCUAAGCUUUCUAUAUAUAUGGCACGCCGAGACGCCUCUCACGCCAUUUCGCCCAACGCGCAUAGCAAUCGAUCUCGUCGUGGAGUGCCGAUGGCCGUGCAAGCGCACAACCCCUCCAACGCUUUCGGCAGCCGAUGAGCCGUCGACGCUUCUUCUCCCCUCUCUACCGUAUGAGAAAGAUUGGUCUUUGCUGCUCCUCACACACUCCCUCCUGCUACAUAGCAGAGCAAGGCAGAGUACGCUCGAUGACCUGCAGAUGAUGCGAGGCUACCGCGAUCCCCUGCAAUUCCAGAGCAACCUUGACCAAGGGCACGCCGGCAAGCAGCACCUGAUGUUGACCAACGCCACGGUGUUCACCGAUCCGCAGAGUGAGCUCACGUGCAAUGCCUCCGGCUCCAGGAAGCGGGCGCGGGCGCGGGAGGAAUCCAUGCCGUCGCCUGUGCUCGCGCCUCAGUUCCGGGGCCCCAACUCAGCAACCGCUUCGCUGAACCCCGUCGGCGACAAGAACAUAUGCGGGGUUCUUCCCCAGUAUCGGCUGCUCGAGUCCUCUGCCACCUCCACCAGCGACCGGUUUGUUUCGGCUUCACAAGCCGUCACCCCUCUCUUUCGUGAUCUCAUCUCCCUUAUCUACCAGCAGACCGUGGAAAUGGACGCCCUCGUCCGCCUGCAGAACGAAAGACUGCGGACCGGACUGGAGGAGGCACGAAAGAGACACUGCCGAGUGUUCCUCUCGGCGAUGGAGCAGCAGGUCACGAAGCGAUUGAUGGACAAGGAGGCCGAGUUGGAACGCGCCGUCCGGAGGAACGCGGAGUUGGAGGAGAAGGUGCGGCAGAUGAGCGAAGAGAACCAGAUCUGGUUCAGCAUGGCCAAGAACAACGAGGCCGUCGUGAGCAGCCUGAAAGCCAGCUUGGGCCACGCCCUCCUCCAGAACGCCGCCGUGGCAGCCCGAGAAGGCUACGGCGACAGCAAGUCGACGCCUCUCGCGGCCGACGACGCGCACUCGUGCUGCUUCGAGGUGGAAGAAGACGACACCCGGUGGCGGAUGAUGUGCAGGGCGUGCCGGGGGACGGACGCCUGCUUCCUGCUUCUCCCCUGCAGGCACGUCAGCCUGUGCAAGGACUGCGAGCCGGAGGCGGACGCGUGUCCCGUCUGCGGCUCCGCUAAGAACGCCUGCGUCCAAGUCCGAUUUGGUUCGUCUUAGCCUGAGUCUCCGGUUCAUCCUCCGGUCGGACUAGUGAACCGGCGAUGGAGUCAUCAAUUAUGUCCAUAUCCUCUCUUGUGAUGUAAACGGAGGAAGAAGCCUUCUCUCAGAUGACGAGUCAAAGAAGGCGACCCGUCAGCGUAGUCGUUGAGCCUCAAACACAUGAAAAGCUUGAAUUCUUCUUCUUCUUCUUCUUC
Musa acuminata AAA Group (dessert banana) is the source of this 1852-nucleotide messenger RNA. RefSeq names its product probable BOI-related E3 ubiquitin-protein ligase 2. Bases 711 to 1655 code for a protein of 314 amino acids. The record is from RefSeq and is a predicted model, not a curated record. Gene Ontology annotation, molecular function: ubiquitin-protein transferase activity. The transcript is spliced from 3 exons. NCBI's taxonomy places the organism in Eukaryota, Viridiplantae, Streptophyta, Magnoliopsida, Zingiberales, Musaceae.